Molecule: messenger RNA, 980 nt
Organism: Glossina fuscipes
Lineage: Eukaryota; Metazoa; Arthropoda; Insecta; Diptera; Glossinidae
Product: peptidyl-prolyl cis-trans isomerase A-like
Exons: 1
Coding region: 655-972 (105 amino acids)
Biological process (GO): protein peptidyl-prolyl isomerization
Cellular component (GO): intracellular membrane-bounded organelle
Molecular function (GO): peptidyl-prolyl cis-trans isomerase activity
Source: RefSeq, a predicted model, not a curated record
UUUUUUUGUUUAUAUUUUUAAGAGAGAAAAAGCGCAUUUAAAUUUAAAUAAUCAUCAUGCACUUGAUAUUGAAAACGAUGGAAGUAAUAAGAUUUCCUCUUAAUUUCCAAUUCUAAAAGUGAAAUAACGGAAAGAAGGGAAAAUGAACAGUAAAAUAUCCAAAAAUAUUAAUAAAGCAAAAGAUAAAUACUGUAAAAUUUCCAAAUUCUCGUAAUUUAAAAAAAAAAAAAAAUAAUAAUAGAAAUAAAGACAUUCUCUAGCAAUUCUUUAUCCUAUUCUAUAUUAAAAGAAAAAAAAGAAAAAAAAAAGAAAAAAGUGAAUGGUGUUUUAGUAAUUUUUUUUGCAGGGACAGCAGCAGCAGCAACAACAAGCCACGCCAAAACAACACGUAUCAUCAGACAUCUAUACAACACACACCUAUACAACUUUAAUUGUAUUGAAUUUCGAAUUUCGAAUUUCUUUUUUUUUUUUGAUUAACUUUUCACGCCCUCUUCUUCUCUCUUUCCCCUUCCUUUUUUUUUGCGUUAAUGAACGCUUUUGCAGCUGCGUUCAGAUGUAGUGCCAAAGACAGCUGAGAAUUUCCGUGUCUUAUGUACAGGUGAGAAAGGUUACGGUUACAAGGGAUCCUGUUUCCAUCGUGUCAUUCCAAAAUUUAUGUGUCAAGGCGGCGAUUUUACUAAUAACGAUGGCACCGGUGGUAAAUCGAUUUUUGGCCCUAAAUUUGAUGAUGAAAAUUUUGAACUCAAGCAUACCGGUCCUGGUAUACUUUCGAUGGCCAAUGCCGGCCGCAAUACAAACGGAUCGCAAUUUUUCAUUUGUACGGGAAAAACCGAUUGGUUAAAUGAUGCGCAUGUGGUUUUUGGCCGAGUGGUUAAGGGUAUGCAAAUUGUUAAGAAAAUCGAAACAUUCGGCUCGGAUUCGGGCCGUACUAAGAAGAGGGUGAUUAUAGCCGAUUGCGGUGAAUUGAAAUAAAAAAAAAA